AUGCGUUUGCAUAGAAUCCCCUUCUUCCUCUUCAUCUUCUUUAGCCUUGCAUAUGCAAAGAAAGGAAAAGACAAAUCACCAGAGGCAGAGCACGUGGGAACCAACUCUGAAAAGUAUACAGUCUACCCAUUCCCCAAUCCAGUAACUCUAGAUAUUUCAAAUGUGAGCAAUGAUUUUGUACAUACAGAGGCUCAGUACCAUGACUGGGUCACCUAUGUCUCUAGUCCAGUCACGGAGAAGAAUAUGGUUGAAGUUAGAGAUGGAAACUCUUCCAUAUGGACGGGUGACGGAAGAACAGAAAAGUGUUUUUCAGUGACUAGACACAUCAAGGGGGAUUUGGAACUCUUGGAUCUUAACCUCUUUACAAGAGCUGGAAAAUGCAGUCGCAAGUAUUUUGAAAAGAGUGGUGGAAGCUGGAAAGAAAUGUCUUUGGAGGAAUAUGAGAAGAAUAAACCAAAAUCUGAUACAUAUACACUUUUAGAUGGAAUAGAAUUCAAAGUAAAAGUAGAGUAUAUUCCGGUAGAAAAUCCCAAAGAGCCAGAAUUUACUCCAACAGAAGAUGAAGGUAAGAAAAAUAGCAAGACUCCUCAGAAACAACCACAGGCAAAUGCACAACCUGCUGCCAAAUCUCCUGAAGCUCAGACUGUUGCUGAUCCUCCUCCGGAACCCGUUCAACCUACUCCACAAGGAGGGGCACAGACUAAGUCUGCAGAUAAACCCGCUGGAGGAUCUUCUGCUCCUGAACAAACUGAAUCUAAGGAAGCUUCUACAGAAACUUCGGAUGAUAACACUUCUAAAACUAUUCUUGAUAAGGAUGUAAAGGUUGUUAAGCCAACGGUGGAGACGUAUAAAAGUGACCAAGGGGAUUUGACAACGCUAGACAUUAAAAAGCCAAAUCUUCAUGUAAUAAAUUUGAGGGAAACUUUGGAUAAAAAUGAAGUAAGAAACAGAAUAUAUGGUAGAACAGGAAUGUCACCCAUUACAUCAGUUGUGGAUGGAAGCUUCCAAUUCUAUAAGGGAAGCACUGAAGUACGGACCGUGCUUUCGUUUUCCAAAGGGAAUUCUACUCUCCUAUUUGUACAGUAUAAACAACGUUUAGAUGGUAAGUGGGUAGAUUAUUUUGAAAAUUCCGGUGGAAGUUGGAAGUCCAUAACUCAGGAAGAAUAUCAUACAAAAUACAAAGCAAUGAAAAGUGUGGAAAUUUUAAAACAACUAGCCAAACCACAUCAGUUUAAGACAAAACCGCUGCCCAAACGGGAUACUUCUGCAAAGAAUGCGGGGUCAAACACACCAGAAACCGGAAAGGUAAAGUUACAGAUUGAUGGCAUAGAUUCCGAAACAUAUGCCAUUGAGAGAUCCAUUGAAGACAAUGUAGUUUUUGUAAAGUGUUCAUCGAAAAUUGGGAAAACUCCAUCGGAAUUUCUCUAUGGCCCAGACAAAAUAUGGUCUGGUAAAGAGGGUUUUAAUUUAGUAUCUUCAACUAGCUAUCUUGAGGAUAACUUGCCAAAAAUGGCAGUUUUAAAAAUUAUUAAAGACAAGAGUUAUGAAUUUGUUUACACGUAUAAAAAUGGUGAUGCUUGGGAAGAAGAGGAUGAAGAAAAUCACAAAGCCAGACUUGAAGAGAUGAAGCAGAGAGGGGCAAAGAAUCCGCCAAAACUUCCAGAUGACAUCAUUCCUCCGAAAGCUCCAGAACCAGAAGAUAAACAGGAGGAAAAACCAGCUCCUACAACACCUCAAGAAUCCAAGGAAGAGACAAGUGCUUCACCUCCACCAGCUGCAUCUGAAACUGCUGUGGAAGGAACCACCUUUGAACUUUCUUCUCCGAAUCCUUCCUCGGCUGUAGACCAUGAAAGUGCCGUAGAUGGAGUUACCUAUACCUGCUACUUCCCUGAUGGAUUAUUCUUCAACAAGGUAGUAGAUGGUGAAGUCACUACCUAUCGCCUUUAUCUCGACGAUAACAAGACCGAACUGCUCGUUGCGACCAUAAAGAAAAAGGAUAAUUCUACUACAACAUACCGCUACGAUGACGGCAACAGGUGUGUGGACAGUGACAAGGAUACCAACGAUAGACAAUUGGAGAAUGCAGAAGAUGGAGAUGGGUAUGAGGAAGAGGAUAAUAAUGAUAGUGCAGCGGAACGAGCAUUUUGGCGCGGUAUUCCUGAAAGACAAAGGAAGAAACUUGAGGAGGAAGCCAGGCGUUCCGUCAAGGUCGACGAUAAGCCAUGGGAUAUGGCCUUUGGAGCCAUGAAGUCCGAGGGUGAUUCGUGUGAUACGAUAGUUAUAGUCCCGGAAGAGCAAGAAGCAUCAAAUCAAACUCCUACAACACCAGAACCUGUUGCAGAAGAACAACCCAAAGAAGAUGAAGACAAGGAUAACGAGGAAGAAGAAAAUGGUGAAAAUGACUCUUUUGACAUCAUUAGACCAAACAAAUCAAUCUGUGAUGUUUUUGACAACAUCUAUGAUACCCUUCCCAGUAGGCACGUAGUCCCUAAGCGUAAUGUUUUUGUAACUCGCUUGACUAGUGGGAAGGACAAGAUUUGGGUUGGAGAACAGGAUGAGCAUCUACUCUACGCUACCGUCCAUAUUAAAUGCAGGAAACCCGUAUUUGCCAAUAUUUGUAAGGAAUCUCCAAAGAGCAGAUUCCUUUCUCUUGUAAAGACAGGCAAAGAGUGGGUAGAUUGCACAUCUACAGCGUCAGAAAAAUUCAAGGCCCUGGAGUCCAAAGAGCCUCAGGGAGAUUCUUAA
Messenger RNA from Theileria equi strain WA, 2745 nucleotides. RefSeq lists its product as hypothetical. Lineage: Eukaryota; Apicomplexa; Aconoidasida; Piroplasmida; Theileriidae. The transcript has a single exon. The coding region runs from base 1 to 2745 and encodes 914 amino acids. The record is from RefSeq and is a predicted model, not a curated record.